GCCCGCCUCAUGUGCAGUUUGUGCACCUGCGGGAAUUUGACGUGUUUGUUGUCGCCACUUCUGUCACACGGUGCAAGAUACUCGGAAUUGUUUUACUGAGUUUAAAAAAACCCACAAACUCGCUCUGCUAUGUGGGAAAGCGCUUACACGUCCCUUAUAGCCCACGUAGCGGGAUCUUUGGUGGAUUUGGGAACGUCAAGGGAAUAGACGGCGUCGAAAGAAAGAAGAAAGAGGUGAUGGGAAAUUUGAUACCCGCGAUGACGCUGCUGCUGGUUUACCUUCCAACAGAGAUGCUGUGCAUCCAGGUGAUCGUUCCGGAGUCGGAAAGAAGCACCAUGUUGUUUGCGUCUGUGAUCCUUCGCUGCGACUUCUCCACUUCUGCGAACCCGCAGGAUGUGCUGGUGACCUGGAGAUUCAAAUCCUUCUGUAAAGACCCCAUCCUGGAGUACUACUCCACAAGCUACCAGGCCGCCCUGCAGCUGGGUCAGGACCCGUCCAACGACUGCCCGGACCGCCAGCGCACAGUCCGCACCGUGGUCCAAAAGCGAGGCCUCAAUGAGCCCAUGCUGGGCGUCGAUUACCGGAACCGCAAAAUUACCAUUCAAAACAAGGCUGACUUGGCCAUCACUGAGGUGAUGUGGUGGGAUAACGGCGUGUAUUUCUGCACCAUCGACGCCGCCGGCGACACAUCGGGUGACUCGGAUCGAGAAGUUAAACUCAUCGUGUAUCACUGGCUGACCGUGCUGCUAAUCAUCCUGGGCGCCCUGCUGCUCAUCAUGCUCUUGUGCGUCUGUUGCUGCCAGUGCUGCCCCCACAAGUGCUGCUGCUACGUGCGCUGCCCGUGCUGUCCUCAGACAUGCUGCUGCCCGGAGAAAGCUGUGAUGCAACACAGGAUGCUGCGCGAGGCCAAGAGGGCCGUGGCGCCUUGGAUGCACGGCCAGCCCAUUUACGCUCCCAUCAGCUCCAACAACUCCGUCCACGGCGUCCCCAUGUUGUAUUCAGGCUCGUUCUCGGACCCUGGCAAACGAAACUUUCCCAUGGCGCCCGCGCAUCUGUCCCCCGUGAUGCUUCCGCAGCAGGCCGCCCCCCCACACCGCCUCCAAAACAACACACAAGUGUUGGCUUACCUAGAGAACCAGGUGAGGGGGCUGGACGUGCCCCCGCGAGUGGCUCAACCCCGGCCGCCCCCUGCCGUUGUGGCCUACGCACCCGGGCCCCCCAGCAUGCUGUCUGCCCUCGAUGAGAUGGGCGUAAGGGGCACGGAGAGAAGGGUGAUCACGCUGCCCCCCAUCGUCCAGCACGUGCCCAGCUUCUCCUCCCACAGGGGACCCCGAGGUAGACCGCUGGACAGGGGGCUGCUACGGUUCUCCGGCCAGUCCAGCGGUAGCGCCAACCCCUCUGGAAGGAAUGUACAACAAAGCAGAUACAGAGACCAUUCUCCUCCGAGACGGGGGAUCCCGCACGAGUACAGCGACGACGCCGACCGGGAGGGGAGGCGAGGAAGAGGGAACCCCCGCAGCCGAAGGGAGCACAGUGGCGGCGGCGAGUCCGGGCCUCGGACCCGCAGCCGCGACGACCUGAUGGUGGAGCUGCGGAGCGUGAGCACGCGGAGGGAGAGGAGCUACUCGCCUCCGCGCCGCAAAGCCUCCUGGAGCUCGGACGAAGAGGACAGCGGCAGGUCGGUGGCGGCGAGAGGGAGGGAUUGGCCCGAGAAGCCCCCGAGCUACUCCUCUGUGGAGAGCCAACGCGGACACGCCAAUAACCGCAUCCGACUCUCCGAUAGAAGCUCCCGUAGCAACAACAGCAUAGUCAUCUAAUACAAAAACUGCAAAAGAAGGCUAUCGUUUCCUGCUUGUCAAUCAAGGAUGGACUUGUUUUGAGUUGUUGUGAUUGUAAUAGUGUAAGUCAAUAUUUUUUAAGACAAAGUUAAUCAUUUGUGUGUUCUUGUAUGUUUUUGUGUUCAUCUAAAUAUUACAUUGUAUGUUGUUUUUUUUAGCAACAUAAAUAGACUGACAACCGUCACAAGUGUGCUAAAGUAAAUGGGACAGAAAAACUGGACCUCGGAGGAAACCACUGUACUGUAUAGUUUUGCUGUAAUGUUUUUGUUACGUUGUGAAAUGUUGUUGUUUUGAAUAAAACCUCUCAGCUACAGAA
Phyllopteryx taeniolatus (common seadragon) is the source of this 2154-nucleotide messenger RNA. RefSeq names its product immunoglobulin-like domain containing receptor 1b (gene ildr1b). Gene Ontology annotation, cellular component: plasma membrane. The transcript has 8 exons. Bases 237 to 1817 code for a protein of 526 amino acids. The record is from RefSeq and is a predicted model, not a curated record. Gene Ontology annotation, molecular function: high-density lipoprotein particle receptor activity. NCBI's taxonomy places the organism in Eukaryota, Metazoa, Chordata, Actinopteri, Syngnathiformes, Syngnathidae.